AUGUCAAGUAAAAGUAGGCUUAUACACGGUAAUUUAUUGAUUUGUAGACCCUUGGCGGCUCACGAAAUAUUAAGUAUUCUGGAGGAGGGUGACAGCGAAGAUGAUCAUCGUGAACGUUUGUUAACCAUUCUACCGCCACCAGUGAAUGUCAACUGUCCCACUGAUGAAGAUUCAGGGGAUGAAGACCAGGUUUCUGUAAACAAUUUGCCAAGAAAUAUUUUGUUACAACCUGCUUUGUUAACUGUUCGUGGCGAAGUUUCCGAUUCGGACGAUGAACCGGUGGAACCUCCAGUAAAACGGAAGAAAAUCAGAUAUUCUUGGAAGAAGCAAGAUCUGGUCAAACCUCAAAUAGAGUGGCCUUGUAUCCAAGGAGCUGCCCAAGAAAAGAGUCCAUUGGAGUGGUUUGAAUGUUUUUUCGAUGAUAGAGUGAUCACGUUAUUGGUUACUGAAACUAAUAAAUAUGGUAAAAAAAAUCAACUAGGUGAUAUUACUGCUGGAGAAAUAAAAUGCUUUAUUGGAAUUUUGUUAGUGAGUGGCUAUUCAUGGCAUCCACGAAGAAGAAUGUUUUGGGAAAAUUCUCCUGAUAGUAAAAAUGAAUUGGUUUGUUCGGCAAUGUCCAGGGACCGGUUUGAGUUUAUUUUCCGCCACCUCCAUGUAAACGAUGACUUGAAUCCAGAUGAUAAGUACACUAAAAUAAGACCUAUUCUUUGUCUGUUAAAUGAGAGGUUCUUAGCUUUUGCACCUGUGGAAGAACAUUACAGCGUUGAUGAAGCUAUGAUCCCAUAUUAUGGUAGGCAUGGAUGCAAACAACACAUCAAAGGUAAGCCUAUUCGAUAUGGAUAUAAGUCCUGGGUAGGAGCUACCCGGCUAGGAUAUGUCUUGUGGAUGGAGCCAUAUCAAGGAGCAACUACAUUGUGUAACCCCAUUUAUAAAGAUUUAGGUCUUGGAGCCAGUGUAGUGUUAACCUUCUGUGAUGUACUUACUUCCCGUGGUUACAAUCUUCCAUAUCAUAUCGUUAUUGACAAUUUUUUCACUGGAACACCACUGCUGGAAGAAAUGACAAAAAGAAGAUUUCGUUGUACUGGAACAAUCCGGGAAAACAGGACAGCCAGUUGCCCUCUUAUUGCAUCUAAGCAAUUGAAGAAAAAACAAAGAGGGUCUAUAGAUUACAGAAUUACAGACGACAAUAAAUUCAUCAUCGCUAAGUGGCAUGACAAUAAUAUAUUCAGCAUUGCAUCCAAUUCGGUUGGGUUGAAUCCUAUGCAGCCUGCAAAGAGAUUUUCCCAAAGUGAAAAAAGGAAUAUAAUCAUUGAGGAGCCGCGACUUGUGUCUAUUUAUAACAAGUAUAUGGGUGGGGUGGAUCGCUCAGAUGAAAAUAUUUCUCACUACAGAGUAGGCAUCAGGGGCAAGAAAUGGUAUACGCCACUACUGACUCACAUGAUCGACUUGGCAGAACAUAACGCUUGGCGAUUAUAUAAAGACAAUAACGGCAAUUUAGACCACCUUGGCUUUCGUCGUCGAGUUGCAACUGCUUUGAUUGAAAUCAAUCGAGAAAAAUCAAAAAGAGGACCCAGUAGACCGUCUGUGAAUGAGCAUGUUGAUUCUCGAACGGAUAAUAAAGGGCAUCAUGUUAUCCCUCAAAGCAAGCAAACUCGAUGCCGCAAAUGUCACAAGAAAUGUUUGACUCGCUGCAAGAAAUGUGAUGUUGGUGUUUGUGUAAAAUGUUUUGAUGAUUAUCAUACUAAAUAA
Messenger RNA from Hyposmocoma kahamanoa, 1749 nucleotides. Its product is annotated as piggyBac transposable element-derived protein 3-like. The record is from RefSeq and is a predicted model, not a curated record. Lineage: Eukaryota; Metazoa; Arthropoda; Insecta; Lepidoptera; Cosmopterigidae. Gene Ontology annotation, molecular function: sequence-specific DNA binding.